AUGAUCCUGGACUGGGCAAUAGAGCUGAAGAAUGUCUCAAAGGUAUGGCAAUGAUUUCCGUGUGGGUGUGUGCGUGUUACUGUAUCUUAUGUGUGUAUUCUCCCAUUGUUUUGUAAUGCAGGUGAAUCGUCUCUCAGAUGAAGACAUUGAACGUCUCCUGUGCCCUAGUGGGAAGGAGUCAAGGCUGGCCAGUGUUCUGCCAUUGUUGGAGUUUGUGGCUUGCUCUCUGCUAUCACAUGACACUAAGGUGAGCAGUGCCCACACUUUUGAAACAUAGUGAUUAUUAAAACCAGUGUGUGUAUUCUUUCCUGUGUAUAUUACUGUCCAACAAAUCAUAUUUAUUUUGUCUCCAUAGGAGGACAUAUCAGUGCUGUGGUUAAUGUCCAAACAGAGGGUAUUGAAAACGGGUAAAUGUUUCUCUUUCUCUUAGAAUUUCCCAUAAAUAUGAUUGAUGUUCACUGAAAAGUUUUCACCUAUUUAUUGUUGUGCUAAACUAUUAUUUUCCUUCCCAAUUAGGAAACUCCAUAUAUGUCCCCAAUUCAGGUGGGCAAGAUUAUUCACAAAAUAAGUUAUUUCAAUACCUUCUUGGCACAGGAGGUUGAUGGCACCUUAAUUGGGGAGGACGGGCUCGUGGUAAUGGCUAGAGCGGAAUCAGUGGAAUGGUAUCAAAUUCAUCAAACGUGGUUUGAUGCCAUUCCAUUCGCUCCGUGCCAGCCAUUAUUAUGAGCCUCCCUCCCCUCAGCAGCCUCCACUGCUUCUUGGAGAUUCACUCAAUUGAAGUCCUGUGUAAAAUCUAUUCACCUAUUCCAUUAUUUUUUUUCAGCAUGGCAAUGGAUUCUCAGUGUUUCAGAUACCAUUCAAACAUAUAAAGUGCAGGGAAAUAUAUUAAGUUGGUUACUUCAGAGUCUUUAACCUCAUGAAUAAGAAAAUGACAGAAACAAUCUUAAGGCUUCAAUUGAAAACAUAUGAUGCCUCCCUUGAUCGCUCUGUCAAUCUCCACAGUCCCCAUCCGCCUGGACCCCAACACUAGCCACCCUUUGCUGGCUUUUUCAGACGACAAGCUUGAGGUAUUGAGAGGGAGCCAGAGGCCCAAUGUCAUGGACCACCCCUAUCGUUUUAACUAAUGGCACUGCGUGCUUGGUGACAGAUUCUUCACCUCAGGGCAUCACUACUGGGAGGUGGAAGCAACCCCCACAGGGAGCUGGAGAUUAGGAUUAACCACUGUAACUUCCUCCAAGAGGAAUCGGUUUGAGAUAACCCCAGCAAAGGGCUACUGGACACUCUGGGGAUAUUGCCUGCAAUGACCAACCAAUCAAGCUUUCAAGUGUCAACCGGGUGGGCAUCUACCUGGAUUACGAAGAGAGCCAGGUGUCAUUCUAUGAUGUAGAGAAGAGGUCUCACAUCUACACCUUCUCUGAUACCUUUAAGGAGGGGGUCGUUCCUGUGUUCGCCUGUCUGGAUGUCUACACAAAGCUCAAAACUGUGACACCGGAGAGAUUUCAGCCACAUUAG
Messenger RNA from Coregonus sp. 'balchen', 1512 nucleotides. Lineage: Eukaryota; Metazoa; Chordata; Actinopteri; Salmoniformes; Salmonidae. The record is from the annotation of a GenBank genome assembly.